UUUUUCAUUAAAAAUUCUUACAGUUAUGAUCAAAACUUCACAGUUUCUUGUAAUUUUCAUAGCAGGAUGGAUUUUCUUGGAAUGUCACCGUUCAGUUUACAUAAGAAGUAGCCUAAGGGCUUUUACCGGCGUGACGUGACCUUUGCCCUCAAGGAGUUAGGCAAAAUGGCGGACCCAAAGUAUGCAGAUCUACCCGGAAUCGACUACCAGCCUGAUGUGUAUGAGACCAGUGACCUUCCUGAAGAUGACCAGGCAGCAUAUGUUGUGGAGGAACUGAACAGUGACUCUGUGAGCAGCCUACCUGUCAACCCUAACUCUUCCUACGAGAAGUUCAAAGGAAAAGUCGUCUCCUCCAAAGGACUUGAUUUCUCAGAUCGUAUCAGCGGGUCCCGCAGGACUGGCUAUGAGACGCGCACCGAAUACGAAAUCCUGGGAGAGGGGGAAGGAGUGGAGACUCCUCAGCAGAAGUUCCAGCGUCUUCAGUGUGAGAUGAAGGAACUGGUGGAAGAUGUCGAGAAACUUAAGACUGCCAUGAAAGACACGAGUGAGACGGACCAGCUGAACCCUGUGCAGGUGUCCCAGCAGGUGCAGGUGCUGCAGAAACAGCUGUAUGAGCUGCACCUGGAACAGACGUUGGGACAGGAGGCAGCUGCUGACAUCACUGAUCCUCACAAUGCCCUGCCAAAGAAGGUGAUCACACAACUGGAUGCCAUAAAGAGUGGAAGUGCCACGGCUAAGACCCCCUCUAAGAAGGGUCUGUUCUCCCGAGCAGCCCCUGCAGCCUCCACAGACCAGCAGGUCACAUACGAGCUGUACUACAGACCUGAGCAGGCCAAACUACGGGAGAAGGCCAAGUUGGGACAGCUAGAGGACAGAAUACAGCGGUUGGAGGCAACAGUUGGACACAGCCCUGAAAAAGUGUCUGCCCUGACCAGAGAUGCCUCCACCAAGAGCCUGAUGGGAGCUGUGGCGACCCUGGAGGCCAGGACCACCAUGUUAGACCCCAUCCAGCUGGACCACAUCGAGGCCAGGAUGCAGGGGGUACUCCAGAAACUAGCUGAACUCAACAAACAGAGGGCAGCAGUGGAGGAUGCUGACAAACAGAGCAAGAUUUCCGAGCUGUAUGACCUGAUGAAGAAGUGGGAAAGCAUGGCCAACAGCCUGCCACAGGUGGUGGAGAGGAUGGCAGCACUCAGUGAACUACAUCAGCAAGCCAUGCAGUUUAGCCAGGCCUUGAGCCAACUGGACACCACCCAACAGCAGCUGUCCACCACUCUCAAGUCCAACACCACUAUGGUCAAGGAGCUCCAAGACAAUUUUGCUGCCAACAUGGCCACCAUAGAAGCCAACUGUAAGGCCCUGGAUGCACGACUAAAGACGGUGAAGAAGUAACUUGUGCAGCUUCAGUUCAGUUGAUCGAUAGUUUUAUGUUUCAAGACUUUGCUGGAUGCACACAACAUUAUCUGAGUUAUCAGACCCAUUUUCACCUUUGUAUCUUACUGAAGCUUUCUUGGAUUAUCUUUACAAGGGUAUCCGAUUCUCAAUGGUAGGUUUCAACCAAAACUGCAAAUUUUUGUCAGUCCAUGUAA
This is a messenger RNA of Branchiostoma belcheri (Belcher's lancelet), 1589 nucleotides long. Its product is annotated as dynactin subunit 2-like. Gene Ontology annotation, biological process: mitotic spindle organization. The coding region runs from base 166 to 1392 and encodes 408 amino acids. The record is from RefSeq and is a predicted model, not a curated record. The transcript has 12 exons. Lineage: Eukaryota; Metazoa; Chordata; Leptocardii; Amphioxiformes; Branchiostomatidae. Gene Ontology annotation, cellular component: centrosome; dynactin complex; cytoplasm.